ACUUCCGGGGCGGCCAUUUUGGGAGGUCGGCCGUCGGCGGCUGGUCGGUGUGGGGGGGGGGCGGGCUCGGUCGCGGGCUGUAGCGAGUGGUGACAGCGGCACGGGGGGCAGCCCGCGGGUCGGCGAGUGUUGGGGGCGCCGCAGGGCGAGAGCCGCCACCCGGUGAUAACAGCGCCCGUCUGCCCCCACCAUGUCGGACUUCGACAGCAACCCCUUCGCCGACCCGGACCUCAACAAUCCCUUCAAGGAUCCUUCUGUUACACAAGUGACAAGAAAUGUUCCUCCAGGGCUAGAUGAGUACAAUCCUUUUUCUGAUUCAAGAACACCUCCUCCAGGAAAUGUGAAAAUGCCUAAUGUACCCAGUACCCAGCCAGCAAUAAUGAAACCAACAGAAGAACCACCUGCUUACACACAGAUUGCAAAGGAGCAUGCCUUGGCCCAGGCAGAACUGCUAAAGCGUCAAGAAGAACUGGAAAGAAAAGCAGCUGAAUUAGAUCGCAGAGAAAGGGAAAUGCAGAGUCUCAAUCAGCAGGGGGGUAGAAAAAAUAACUGGCCACCUCUUCCUGAGAAUUUUCCAGUAGGUCCUUGUUUCUAUCAGGACUUUUCUGUAGACAUUCCUGUAGAAUUCCAGAAGACAGUAAAGGUUAUGUACUAUCUGUGGAUGUUCCAUACAGUGACACUGUUUCUUAAUAUCUUUGGAUGUUUGGCCUGGUUUUAUGUUGAUUCUACACGAGGAGUUGAUUUUGGAUUGAGUAUUCUCUGGUUCUUGCUUUUUACCCCUUGUUCUUUUGUCUGCUGGUACAGACCACUUUAUGGAGCUUUCAGGAGUGACAGUUCAUUCAGGUUCUUUGUGUUCUUCUUUGUAUAUAUCUGUCAGUUUGCUGUACAUGUACUUCAAGCUGCAGGAUUUCAAAGAUGGGGAAACUGUGGGUGGAUUUCAUCUCUUACUGGUCUGAAUAAGAGUAUUCCUGUUGGCAUUAUGAUGAUAAUCAUAGCUGCACUUUUCACAGCAUCUGCUGUUAUAUCAUUAGUUAUGUUUAAAAAGGUGCACGGUCUCUACCGCACAACUGGUGCCAGUUUUGAGAAAGCGCAGCAAGAGUUUGCCACAGGAGUGAUGUCCAACAAAACUGUACAGACUGCUGCAGCCAACGCCGCAUCGACAGCAGCAACCAGCGCAGCUCAGAAUGCGUUCAAGGGUAACCGGAUGUAGGGAAACAUAAGAAGUCAUCAGAGUUCUCUUUGAUUGUACUUUAUUUUCCAGUCACUUACUAUAUUCCCUAAAAGCCUAGGUCAAAAUUCACACAGCAUGUUUGCCUCUUUUGCAGCUGUGCAUGGGUAAAAUGGGAAAUGUUUUGUUUAUCUUAUUCUAAAUUUAUUUAUUUGAAAAAAAAUAACCUUUUUUUGCCCUUCUUUAAGAUGUUGCAUUCUAGAAUAUAAAGCCUUCCAUAUUUUCUGGAGGAUAAAUAAUUUUAACAAUUGGCCUGAGAAUGAAUAACGAUCAAAUAACUGUAUUAAGAAUUUGGAAGGUUUUUUAAUGAUUCACUCUAGAAUUUUUUUUUUUUAAACUUCAGGAAAGCACUUUGGAUCAAUUAUUUUUCUUUGUCAGAACUGUUUUCCCUAUUUCUACUGUAAGAAGUGAGUUACACUGAAAGAUGUAGGAAGUAAGGUUUACCUACUGGUUUUGCAGUUUCAGCAGCUGCUGGAGGACAAAUACAAGUACGAUAGAUACUAUAAAUUCUUUUCUUGGGGAUCUUUUAGGAUAAGUCUUUUGAUAUAAACCUGUAAGUUUGCAUGAAUACUGUUGAGCUUUAUCUGAUCUUGUUUAAAUAGUGUGUUGGUCCAGAAUUUACCUGCACCACUUUAUAAUUAUAGCGUUUGUUUGUAUCUAUUUUCAUGGAGUAUUCUCUACUUGUUAGAAAUGACUGUGGUGCAGAAACAUUCUCUGUAAUAGAAUGUGUAAUGCAGUGUACAGUUUAAGGAAGUUAACUGAUGGUUUCAAUCACAGAGCUAAAUGAUUAUAUAUUUGCUAUCUUUAAUUUCAGUAUUCAUGUCUUGGGGUAAUGAUUUUGCUGGAAAAUAAACAAACACUGACUUUUAGAACACUAGUUUCUUGCCCCUUUUCCCUCUUCUACAUGCAGUUGUAAUUUUGUUGGAUUGGGGAUUUUUUGGGUUUGUUUUGGUUUUGUUUUUUUUUUUAAAGUGUAUUUGUGUUUAACAGUGGUACUAAAUCUCUAGCUUAGCCAUUCUUGUUUACUGCUUGUCCAAAUACCUAACUAUACAGUAUUUAAUAUUCUAACAGGAAUAGUGUCUAAACCCAAGCUUUUUAAGCAAUGGCAUUUAACAGAUACUUGAAUUCAUUUUAAUGUCAUCUCAGCCAUCUCUGUGAUGUGAUUUAAGCUGGGAGAAAAAAGCUUUUAAAGUAUUUUGAGUUGGAAAAGUGAAAAAUACUCAUCUUCAACAAAGUUAAAUUUUAACUCACUGAACUGGGGGCUUACGAGGUUGAAUUGGUGCUGUGGAAUUGAACAAUCCAUAAUGGUACAUGCCAUGAUCUUAUUCUAGAAUAUAAUCAGGUCUCAGUAUAAUGUAAUGUUUCUCUCCUUUGAAGAUUAUUAAUUGUACUCAUUGCUUCAUGAGUCCUAUGCACAAGGUUUGGGCUGUUUUUGCAAACUUUGUUUUGGAAAAUGCAAACAGGAAGGACCCCAUCCCACAACCUGUGUAAGUAUACACUGUGGCUGAAAUGAAUUCAGCUCUGAAGGUGAAUCAUCUUUAGUAAAAUGGCAUAAAAUUCUGAGACCUUGCCAGAAUGUGGACUGACUUCCACAGAUUCUUUUUCACUGCACUGUAUUCACAAUAACAGAAGAGCAUUACAAAAAAUAAAACCCCUAGCUUAAUCCCUGGAUCAGUAUUGUACUGUGAGCAUGAAGUCCCUAUUAGUCUCCUUUCUUCUAAUUUCUUUAAAUCCAGCUUGAAUUUGGAUGAAUGUCCUAGUUUCACCUAUGCUGAAAUUCAUAUUAAUGAAUAUACUUGCUUCUAAAUGUUCUCUGCAUCAUGGAGUUAAAAGCAAUUUAAAUAUUCUGUGUAAUAGGGGCUCUAAAAUUUCAUAUCAAUGGACAUGCUAGCAUUGAACUUAAAUUUGUAUGGAAUGUUAUUAAAAGCUUUCCAGAUAAAAGCCACCAUUUUCUAUUGAAAUCAGGCAUUAUCUUUCUAGCAGUGGUAUAUCAAGAUUGUUCUUUUCAUAAUCUUUUAAAUGUAACUUGAGCCUUGUAUCUUGGAACUUCUACUAUGGAUCACUUUAAAAUCUAAAUUUAAGCAACUGUUUUCUUAUCUCUUGGAUAGUAAUCCUAGGGACAUAAUCCUUGCAAUUUAACUUAAGCUGAAGAUUGCAUAGUAACAUACAUUACCAGAAUAUAUUCUGGAAAAAAACCCUACCCCACAUUAGGAAUAAAACCUAAAUUUGGCAGGUAAACUUUUUCCCAAAUAUUUAAAGGCUCUUUGAGAAAACUUAUUUAAUGUUCUAUGUGCAGAGAGUGUUGGUUUGUAGUGUCAUGGGUUGAAUGUAUGGAUUUAAACCUCCUAAGUGAAAUUUAGGGUUGUUACACAUGAGUUGUUUAAACCAGAAAUCUCUGACACUUUGCAGCCUAAAAGGGAAGGAGAAGUUUGAGACAGGAGGCUAAUACUUGUUAAAGUAUUUUGUACCUAAUGAAAACUAGAUUUUACAGUCUCUUAUUAUCAGAGUAUGGCGCCCACAGAAGUUGUAAUUUUGUAAUAUUGUGGCAAAUUUGAGUACAACAUAUGAAGUUGAAACACUGGAAUGUCAGUAGUCAUUGAUCUGUAAUUUAGGAGUUGGUUUUAUUUAUCUGAGGGCUGUUUGUACAUUUUGUAAAUUACUAACAAUGCUCUGCCAUCCUGGUGAAUGUCAAAUGCACCACUUCUGUCCCUCUGUUGCAUGUCUGAGUAGCUCAGAAGUUUUGUAUAUUUAUUGUAUUAAAACAGUGACACAGAAUAAAAGAAGUUUUUUCCUGA
Messenger RNA from Strigops habroptila (Kakapo), 4023 nucleotides. It is a transcript of the gene SCAMP1, whose product is annotated as secretory carrier membrane protein 1. The transcript is spliced from 9 exons. The record is from RefSeq and is a predicted model, not a curated record. Gene Ontology annotation, cellular component: recycling endosome membrane; trans-Golgi network membrane. Lineage: Eukaryota; Metazoa; Chordata; Aves; Psittaciformes; Psittacidae. Bases 191 to 1210 code for a protein of 339 amino acids. Gene Ontology annotation, biological process: protein transport.